Messenger RNA from Harpia harpyja (harpy eagle), 6653 nucleotides. It is a transcript of the gene ADCY7, whose product is annotated as adenylate cyclase 7. Gene Ontology annotation, cellular component: plasma membrane. Bases 652 to 3870 code for a protein of 1072 amino acids. The transcript is spliced from 28 exons. NCBI's taxonomy places the organism in Eukaryota, Metazoa, Chordata, Aves, Accipitriformes, Accipitridae. Gene Ontology annotation, molecular function: adenylate cyclase activity. Gene Ontology annotation, biological process: adenylate cyclase-activating G protein-coupled receptor signaling pathway; intracellular signal transduction; adenylate cyclase-inhibiting G protein-coupled receptor signaling pathway. The record is from RefSeq and is a predicted model, not a curated record.
GGCGGCGGCGGCGGCGGAGGAGGAGGAGCGCCCGGUCCCAGUCCUGACCUGCUGCCCCGCCGCUGCCUACUCCUCUUCCGCCGGCCGCAGGAACAGAACAGACAGGCUAGAGGAAGUGGCAAGAACAUAUUGUUGAACAUCUGGAGAGACAGGCGGGGAUGGUUCCCUCCUCUUCGGCAGUGCCUGUACUGUAAAACUGUUCUCCUAGUUGUCCAAGUAGUAAGUUAUACUUCUGCAGACAUGCUGGAAAAGUGACCUGGACUGCGUUUUGAUUUGAGAGUUCAUCCCAGGAAGUGAGAUUCAAGCUUAUGGAAAGGAGUUAGAGACUUACUUGCAAAAUAAUAAUUAAAAAAAACCCACGCCAAAAACUCCUAUCUGCACAAAUACAAGUUGAUCUAGAGAUUCAUGCAUAGAGCUGGUGAUGAAUUGCCUAUGGUUUUGGGGAGGCUAACUCUUUUGCUUUUGGUUGCAUUGGAAAUCUGAAGUCAAUGCUCAUGAGAAGUAAAAUCAGAGAACGUGGGUUACUCGGUGUACCUAAAGAUUGCAAAGGCAGCAGCGAAAAGACAAAACUUCUCUUUGAAGCAGUAGCUUCAGCUGUGUCUUAUUGUGUGCACUGGGAACUGAGAGAAAUAGCAGCCAACCUGGGAGAAAAUGCCAGCUAAAGGUAAAUACUUCUUCAACGAAAAUGAUGACUGCAGGAUAUCAGACCCACUCUAUGAGAAGUACCGCUAUACAAGCCAGCAGCAUCCACUCCUGCUAUUGCUGCUCUUCAUUGCAAUCAUCUUCUGGACUACUCUAAUUAUAAUUUUUUUUGUCACUGAUGAAGCACAUUAUCAUCUUGCCUUCAUUAUUGCAGUAUGUGCUGCUCUUGUCAUAUUUGCGGUCAUGUACUUACUUUUAUGUAUUGAAUCCCUAUUUCGGAGAUGGCUAACGUUAUUUGGAGUUAUGAUUUGGAUUUGCUUCUUAAUCAUAGGAUAUGUAUCUCUUUUUGAAAAAGAAAAUGAUUAUCAACUGUGGGAACAGGUGCCAUUCUUUCUAUUCAUAAUCUUCACAGUUUAUACCAUGCUACCCUUUGGGAUGAGAGGUGCUGUGAUAAUUAGUGUUCUUUCUGCUCUCUCCCAUAUUAUUGUUCUAAGCAUCAUGGUAAGCAUGACUUCUCAGGAAAAUAAGGAAUCCAUUCUAUUUCAGCUGCUUGCCAAUGCUGUCAUUUUUCUUUGUGGUAACUUGAUGGGUGCAUUUCACAAACGCCAAAUGCAGGUUGCUUCGUGGGAUUUGUAUAGAUACACAUUAAAGUGCAUUCAGGUCCGAAUGAAACUGAAGAUUGAAAAGAGGCAACAAGAAAAUUUGCUUUUAUCCAUACUGCCAGCUCAUAUCUCUAUGGAAAUGAAGCUAGCAAUCAUAGAGCGACUAAAGGAAACUAAUGAUAAUAGGCAAAUGCACGACAACAACUUCCACAGUCUAUAUGUAAAAAGACACCAAAAUGUUAGCAUUCUUUAUGCAGACAUUGUAGGAUUUACUCGCCUUGCCAGUGACUGCUCUCCUAAGGAACUAGUAGUGAUGCUGAAUGAACUUUUUGGAAAGUUUGAUCAGAUUGCAAAGGAGAAUGAAUGCAUGAGAAUAAAAAUCCUGGGAGACUGUUACUACUGUGUCUCAGGCUUACCUGUGUCCUUACCGGUUCAUGCCAGGAACUGUGUUAAAAUGGGACUCGACAUGUGUGAAGCAAUAAAGCAGGUGAGAGAAGCCACAGGAGUGGAUAUCAACAUGAGGGUUGGUAUUCAUUCUGGGAAUGUGCUGUGCGGUGUGAUCGGCCUCCGGAAGUGGCAGUAUGACGUCUGGUCACACGACGUGUCCUUAGCAAACCGCAUGGAGUCCGCGGGCGUACCUGGCCGUGUACACAUCACUGAAGCAACAUUAAAUCACCUAGGCAAAGCUUAUGAAGUAGAAGAAGGGAAUGGACACCUGAGGGAUCCUUACCUCGAAUCCAUGAAUAUCAAAACCUACUUAGUGGUUGAUCCAAGGUCCAAACAAUGCGUAUCAAAUAAUCAUCUCCCUAAAACAAGAGUUAAUGAUGGGCUGAAAAUGCGAGCAUCUGUUCGGAUGACACGUUAUUUAGAGUCCUGGGGAGCAGCCAGGCCCUUUGCCCACCUGAACCACAGGGAAAGUGUGAGCAGUGACUCUUCAAGUUCACAAGGAAGGCGAAGAAAGGAAAUACCUUUGUGUUCUACUGGGCACCAGAGAACUUCUGAUAGAAAUUCAUCUCAGAAGGGAAGGAUAGAGGAAGAUAUUUAUGAUGAAAUGAUGUCAACCAUUGAGGGCCUCAGUUCAACUAAUCCAUGGUGUGGCAAAUCAGAUGACUUCUGUGGAUUUUCACUGAUCUUUGCAGAACCUGGUCUUGAAAAAGAGUAUCGCACCAUUCCUAUCCUAAAACUGAAGAGUUACUUCGCAUGUGCCAGUUUUGUGUUCCUCUGUAUAUUUCUGAUACAGAUGUUUAUAAUGCCAAAAACUGCAAAACUAGGAAUUUCCUUUGGCAUUGUUGCAGUCAUCAUUGUACUUAUUUUGUUUGUGUGCUUUGCUGAGAAAUGUAUGAAGUGCUGCUCAGAACAGUGGCCUUUCCUGCACCAUCUUUGCGCUAUCUCAGAAAAGGUGGAAACAAUGCCUUUACUUAGGCUUCCUUUAGCAGUCAUCACUAUAGGUGCCUUGCUGAUUAUAGCCAUUUUUAAUUUGACUACUGAAAAGAACAAACCUGCAAACUUUACUGGAUCAAAUGACCUGUGUGCUGCCACCUAUCCUUUUGGAAACACAACUCAGUCCUGCGUUGAGGAAACUUAUUAUGCUUACUGCUGCAUACUGGGAUUCAUUGCUUGCUCAGUAUUUCUUCAAAUGAGCUUUGAACUCAAAGUUCUCCUCCUGUCCAUUGCUGUGACUGUAUACCUCAUCAUUUUUAAUACCCUUCAGCAUAAAAAUUUGAGCUUCUAUGGCAACAGUACCAGACUUUUCACCAAAGAGCCAAGGAUAAUGACUAAUUUAUAUCUGGUUCUGUUUUACAUAACCCUAGUUUUACUUGCAAAACAGAUUGACUAUUACUGUCGACUGGAUUGUCUGUGGAAGAAUAAGUUUAAAAAAGAACAUGAACAGUUUGAAACCAUGGAGAACGUUAACAGGCUUUUGCUGGAAAAUGUACUUCCAGCACACGUUGCUGCCUAUUUCAUUGGUGAAAAACGAAAUGAGGACUGGUACCAUCAAUCUUAUGACUGUGUCUGUGUCAUGUUUGCAUCGGUACCAGAUUUUAAGGUGUUUUACACUGAAUGUGAUGUCAAUAAAGAAGGCCUGGAAUGCUUGCGGCUGUUAAAUGAAAUCAUUGCUGAUUUUGAUGAGCUGUUGUUGAAACCUAAAUUUAGUGGUGUUGAGAAAAUAAAAACCAUUGGAAGCACUUACAUGGCAGCAGCUGGUCUCAGUGUUACGCCAGGCCAAGAGAACAACCAGGAUAAGGAAAGACAGCAUGCUCACAUUGGAAUUAUGGUGGAAUAUGGAAUUGCCUUGAUGAGUAAACUGGAUGGCAUCAACCGACAUUCCUUUAACAAUUUCCGCUUACGUAUUGGGAUAAAUCAUGGCCCUGUGAUUGCUGGUGUGAUUGGAGCGCGGAAACCUCAGUAUGAUAUUUGGGGCAACACUGUUAAUGUUGCUAGCCGAAUGGAGAGUACGGGGGAACUUGGGAAAAUCCAGGUCACAGAAGAAACGAGUAAAAUACUACAGGAGUUGGGAUAUUCAUGUGAAUGUAGGGGGCUCAUUAAUGUCAAAGGCAAGGGAGAACUGAGGACUUACUUUGUUUGCACCGAGACUGCCAAAUUCCAAGGCAUGGGACUGAACUGAGGCUACGAUGAAGUUAAUCGAAAUAGACUUAGAACUGCCUCCCUUCUGUGAAGACUCAGAAUUUCCCUCCUUAUGUGAAGGACUUUAUUCUAAAAACAUAUAUAUACUAUUCCUAUUUCUUGUACAUCUCAAGAUAAGAGAAUGAUUUUUUUUUUUUUUUCUUGAAAGAAGUUUUGAAAAGUUCCUAGAAGACAUGUAACCACCAGUCUGAAAAAGACUACAUUUUCCUGAAAUAAUUUGAGGAUUUACCUGGAAUUGCCAUGAAGCAUUUUCAGUGAGUUCCUUUCCUUACCUGCACUGUGGGAGUCUUAACAGCUCCAGUAACAACAUAUGUGGAUGCACUGUAGAACUCAUUACCACGUUAAAACAUUCCAGUGCUGCAUUCUUUGACGCACACCUGCUUACUGUAUUGCAUUUGUCACAGACAUGUGAGAUGAUACUCUGGGCACUGCAUAUCCUGCUUUUAAUGCUAAACAGACUUCGCAGCAGAAGAUGGCUGAAUAACAGAAAGAGGAACGCAAGUACACUCAAAUAUAUCAUAUGAUAAUUGUGCUGAGCUCGUUUGGAAAAAAAGAAUUAAUUGCACAGUAUUGGAUCACUUCUUUAUUAUCUUUGCCUCCUCCAUAGUAGUACCUUGUAGUGCACAAAUGUUUUUGUGACCAACAGCUGUUCAGAAAUAACUUUCAUCUAGUUUGGAGUGUUUACAUUAUAUUACAUGUUCUCCUUCGUAUUUCUGUGCCUCUGUAUUUAGUAUCUGCAAGCACAUUUUAUACAGUCACAUAAGAGAAUGUCUUUAAAAUUCUGGCUUUAAAUUUCAAAAAAUAUACCUGAUCUUGCGGAGCACUGCACACCUGCAGUUUAUCCUGUGUGCUUGGUUAGACAGGCUUUGAUAACAGCUUGUAUCGCUGACACCCGGCAGGAAUUCUGCACGCUGACUGCAUUCUUGAGGGCACUUAUGGAAGAAAAAAUAAUCUGGUUUGAAUUGUUUGGAAACUGAAGAACAGAACUAAUAAGACAGUAUUAGAAAUAGUAGCAGAUACUAUAUAAACAGAACCACGCCUGAGACGGGUUUUGGGUUUUUUUUUCCUAUUCUUGUUUGUUCAAUUUGACAAGCCACUGGCUGGUUUAUAUACCUUUUAAAGGCAAUGCAGUUUAUGAAACAAAUUGGUUUUUAAGGUUACAGGAGGACGUAUGGAAAAACAUAUUCAUAAUGGAAAUGUUUCAGCAGAGCCUCAAUACUGAAAGUAUAUGUAGAGCAUUAGUAAGAAGGUCACAGAAAUGGACUUGCUCUAAGUUCGUUUAGUUUGUAAAGUUUUUAAGCUGUUAAUGGCUUUUGCUAAUUUCUAAAUUAGCAUUUUUCUACUUAUUGUAAUAAUUUAAUCUGUUUUCUGUUGGCGGAGAUGAUCGUAUUUUGUAAGGCUAACAUCUUGUGCCCAAUUACAUGUAUUAACUAAGGAUGGAUUUUCCCCUCCCCCCGAUAUACCACAUGUAGUCUGACUGAACAGCACAGUGAUUAAUGAGUUCAACAUCUGUUUUGUUAAGCCUUACUCUUCUACAAACAAAGCAGCAUUUACUAAUAUUUCUGGGUUUAGUACUAAACCAUGCUGGAAAAGUGUUUAACAAGCAGUCCUAUGCAUCACUGCCGCUUUCUAAUUACUGUGUAAUUUCUUUAGAAGAUGAAGUGACUAUGUUUCAAGACUGGAACAGAUCUAAAUAUUGUCCAACUGAGGAUUAAAAAUUGUGCUUAUAGCCUUUGUCAAUUUGGUAGGCCAAACUGUGUUUGUAGUAAGUCUCCAACAGAAAAUAGGACAUUAGGAAACCUUAGUUUGAGGUUGUCUGGUUCACGUACAGACUCUGCCGAAGAAGGAAUUUUCAUACUUGGUGUCUUGUCAGUAUAAGGUCAGUGUUGUAGUUGAAUAAACUUUCAAACAGCUUUUGCUACUCUUGUAUGUUGUAUAUUUGUAGUAACAGAUGCUCAGCAAGCAUUUGUUUUAUUUAUUUAUUGUUUUAUAAGGACCACGCAUGUGUCAAAGGCUCUUUUCAGCAGUUUUUGAUGUCAUAUAUUAGGUAAAGUGACUAUUUGCCUUAUGAAUAUAUUUUGAAAAGUGCAUUAUGCCUAUAGAUAGAGCUGGCUCUGAAGUGUUUCUGUUCACAGCCCUAGUAGAAUGUAGAUGUAAGUUAUCUAAGAAAGAAAAUUCGCUGUCUGUAACAGCAUUUUGAAAUGCUUUUGUUUACAUUAUAGUGCCUGUCAGGCUAGUAACUUGCUUGGGCGUAACUUCAACUUAACCUCAUUUACAGAAGUGGUAUAAAGAGCUGUAGCUUUCAAACUGGAAGAAGUAGGUUUUUGUUGCAGUUUUAAAAGGCCAUUAUGCGCUUACACUCUCACUCAAUGUCAGUGUACUGUGCAAGGCAUACUUGGAGAAGUUAGAAACCGUGUGUCAUGGAAAAUAGGUUGUAUCUGAGGAUGACUUGACUUUCUGAUUUCUCAUCAGAACUGGAACUGUACAAUAUGAGAGCUAUAUUCAACCACAGAAAAAAUUAAACUGAAGAAGCAACUGUAUUUAAAUAAUUGUUUUCAGCAGUCCUUUUGUGAGCGAACUGUGAAAUUUAAAAUUGAGGAAGUAACCUUGUAAGAAAAAUCCUCCUUACAGCAUUAUUGUUUUCUUAAACUGAAAAAAUGGCACUGUAACUAAUUCAAAGAGCUAAUAACGUCUUGAAUUAGCAAUCUAUUUUAAAGAACAAACUUUUGUUUUUACCAUUAAAUAAAAAACUUCCUGAAACUU